GUCUGUUUCUUUCAUGAUUUGUGUUUCUGUCAUCCUACUAAAUAUGUACACAAGCAAAUCUGAGUUUGUCAGUCAACCAGAUCCAGUGAUGUCUGUCUCUGUUGGUGAUAAUGUCACUUUGCGUUGCCUUAUUUUGAAUAAUAAUGAUGAUCCAGUUGUUUGGUACAAGCAAACUUCAGGACAACAGCCCUCUAUUGUUGCAUUGGUGCAGAUGGUGAAAUAUGUGGAAAAUCCAGAAUUUUAUAAUGAGUUUAAAUCCCAGAAGCGUUUUACUAUUGAGAAAGCAAAUAAAAUGUGUCUCUUGAAAAUUGCAAAAGUUACAGCAUCUGAUGAAGGAAUGUAUUACUGUGGAGGGAAAAAUUAUGAGAUUUUGUUUGGUGGAGGCACAUAUUUAAAUAUAAAAGGGUUACAAAAUACCCAGCAUAGAUUGAAUAUGUCUGUUCUUCAGCAUCCUGCAUCAGUGUCUGUCCACCCCGGAGACACAGUGAGGCUGAUGUGCUCUGUGCUGUCUGAACGCACAUCAUCAGACAUCAGAAUGUUCUGGUUCAGAUCUGAUUCAGAAAAAUCUGUUCCACAGAUCAUUUACACUUAUAAUCAGAGUGAUCAGUGUGAGAUUUAUUCUGCUACACAAAACUGUACAAACAAUAUGUACACAGACAUUGUCAGUCAGACGGACGCUGGCAUGUAUUAUUGUGCUCUGAUCACAUGUGGAAAAAUUAUGUUUGGUAACGGGACAAAAAUACAUGUGGAAAAGCCAGUGGAAUCUAUAGUGAUUAUAUUGGGAGUACUGUUGGGUUUCUGUGUGGUUGUGAUUAUUGCUCAAGCUGUCUCAUACCAUAAAAAAUCAAGACAUAACUACUGCAGAGAAAACGUUCAAGACAUCGACAAAGUACAUCCUUUCAGUCAGGACUGUAAUGCAGUACAUUUGCAUUAUGCUGCUCCUGAUUUUAAGGAGGGGAAAAACAGAAGAAUGAGAAGAAAAGAAACACCUCAGGACAGCGUGUACAACCAUCUGAAUGAUCUCAGUAUGAGUGAUCACACUAUAUUUGAGUAGACACUGCAGAUUAUCAAACAGGAAAUGUAACAAACGCCCCACCCGUGAGGCAGUGAUUCACUAUCAAAUAAUGUACUGUACGCCUAUAGUUCAAAAAGGAAAAAUGCUUUUUAUGUUUUUAUGCUGAGGGAAGGUUUAUGCAGUGUCAAAAAUCCCUUUGAAAUCUGAAAUCUAAUCACAGCUCAUAACUAUGAAAUUUUGUCUUGGGUGUCUGUUUUGUCUGAGAAUGAUCUUCUAUUGUGUCAUGAUUUUCCUCUCAGGUUUUGAUCUUCCUUAUUAGCAUGAGCAGCACAGAUUGUGUUGGGGAUGUAAGUCUGA
Molecule: messenger RNA, 1372 nt
Organism: Triplophysa dalaica
Lineage: Eukaryota; Metazoa; Chordata; Actinopteri; Cypriniformes; Nemacheilidae
Exons: 6
Coding region: 14-1054 (346 amino acids)
Biological process (GO): response to bacterium
Source: RefSeq, a predicted model, not a curated record